Molecule: messenger RNA, 9294 nt
Organism: Nothobranchius furzeri (turquoise killifish)
Lineage: Eukaryota; Metazoa; Chordata; Actinopteri; Cyprinodontiformes; Nothobranchiidae
Source: RefSeq, a predicted model, not a curated record
UUCACUCCCAGUCGGCGAUGCCAACCAACCGGAAGCGCGGAAUGAUUUCUCCACCGAGAGCAAGGGCGGCUAAAACGCAUCAAAGGAGCGCUCGUUAAACAAAUAACCAUCCGUUCACUGCUAACCGUUGUCUCUAAAAGGAGGAGGCGAGCCAUUAAAGGUCGACGUGGCCGUUCAUCUUUUAAAACUGAGGGAUUAUUUAUCUGGAGAUGGGCUCUGCCUUCAGGGUCCUCACCUGCUGGGCGCCGUAAUGGUGCUUUCUUCACCAGCUGAGCCCCUCGCUGCCCUCUGAAGGAGCAGGAUGACAAGAUGGCACAGCUGCUUGUACCGCCCGGACCAGACAGCUUCCGCCCCUUCGUCCCCGAGUCGCUGGCCGCCAUCGAGAGGCGCAUCGCCGAGGAGGAGGCCCGGAGACCGCGGGCGGAGCGCCGCAGCGACGAGGACGAUGAGAAUGGGCCUAAGCCCAACAGCGACCUGGAGGCGGGGAAAUCCCUGCCCUUCAUCUACGGGGACAUUCCCCCACCCCUGGUGUCCACCCCUCUGGAGGACAUCGACCCCUACUACAGCAAUCAGAAGACCUUCAUAGUAUUGAAUCGCGGGAAGGCAAUAUUCCGUUUCAAUGCCACUUCUGCCUUGUACAUCCUAAACCCCUUCAACCCUCUAAGGAGAUUAGCUAUUAAAGUUUUAGUGCACUCGAUGUUCAGCAUGUUGAUCAUGUUCACCAUCCUGACCAACUGUGCUUUUAUGACUCUAAGUAACCCCCCGGACUGGGCCAAGAAUGUAGAGUACACAUUCACGGGGAUUUACACCUUCGAGUCCCUCAUAAAGAUCCUGGCCAGGGGGUUCUGUGUGGGGAAGUUCACCUUCCUGCAGGAUCCAUGGAACUGGCUGGAUUUCAGCGUCAUACUCAUGGCAUAUGUCACAGAGUUUGUGGACCUGGGCAAUGUCUCAGCACUCCGAACCUUCAGGGUUCUGCGAGCCCUGAAAACAAUUUCAGUCAUCCCAGGCUUGAAGACCAUCGUCGGUGCCCUGAUCCAGUCGGUGAAGAAGCUGUCAGACGUGAUGAUCCUCACCGUGUUCUGCCUCAGCGUCUUCGCCCUGAUCGGCCUGCAGCUCUUCAUGGGCAACCUGAGGCAGAAGUGCGUGCGCCAAGUCAACAACAGCAGCAGCAGCAGCAACUUCACCAGCAACGACACCUUCAACUGGUUGGAGUACAUCAACGACGAGAGAAAUUAUUAUUUCCUCCCUGGUCGCAGGGAUGCUCUGCUUUGUGGAAAUGGCAGCGGCGCCGGGCUCUGUCCAGAGGGAUUUUGGUGCAUCAAAGCGGGUCGUAAUCCAGACUACGACUACACCAGCUUCGAUACUUUUAGCUGGGCCUUCCUGUCUCUGUUCCGACUCAUGACACAGGACUAUUGGGAAAAUCUCUACCAGCAGACGCUGCGUGUGGCAGGGAAGCCCUACAUGAUCUUUUUCGUGCUGGUGAUAUUCCUGGGCUCCUUUUACCUCAUCAACCUGAUCCUGGCUGUGGUGGCCAUGGCAUAUGACGAGCAGAACCAGGCCACCAUCGAGGAGGCUCAGAGGAAGGAUGAGGAGUUCCAGGCCAUGUUGGAGCAGCUGAAGAGACAGCAGGAGGAGGCCCAGGUUGCCGCGGCAGCAGCCACAGAGAGCGGAGAGUACAGUGGGAGAGGGGGCCCCAGCUCCGAGUCGUCCUCGGGGACGUCCAAGCUGAGCUCAAAAAGCGCCAAGGAGCGACGCAACAGGCGGAAGAAGAGGAAGCAGAGAGAGGAGGAGGAAGAGAGGGGCGUUCACGACAAGUUCCACAAGUCUGAGUCUGAGGACAGCAUCAAGAGGUCCAGCUUCCGCUUCUCCAUCGACGCCAACAGACUUUCUUAUGAGAAAAGAUGCUCCUCGCCCAACCAGUCGCUCCUCAGCGUCCGCGACACCCUGUUUUCUCCUCGGAGGAACAGCCGAGCCAGCCUCUUCAGCUUCCGUGGCCGAGCGCGGGACAUGGGCUCAGAGAACGACUUCGCCGACGACGAGCACAGCACCUUCGAGGAGAACGACAGCCGCCGAGGCUCCCUGUUUGUGCCGCGGCGGCUGGAGCGCCGCUGCAGCACCGUCAGCCAGACCAGCCUCGGGGUGCCGCGGAUCGUGCUGCCGGCCAACGGGAAGAUGCACUGCUCUGUGGACUGCAACGGAGUGGUGUCGCUGGUUGGUGGGACUUCUGUAACAACCUCCCCUGUAGGUCUCCUGCUGCCGGAGGGAACAACAACCGAUUCUGAUAUGAAGAAGCGCAGGUCUGGGUUCCUACAGCCGUCCACGGACUAUAUAGAAGAGCCAGGAGGUCGACCGAGAGCUAUGAGUGUUGCCAGUAUCCUCACCAACACCAUGGAAGAACUUGAAGAAUCCAGACAGAAGUGCCCCCCCUGCUGGUACAGGUUCGCCAACACCUGUCUGAUCUGGGAUUGUUGUCCCGCUUGGCUGAAAAUCAAAGAGAUCGUCAGCAUGGUGGUGAUGGACCCGUUUGUGGACCUGACCAUCACAAUUUGCAUCGUCCUCAACACCCUUUUCAUGGCCAUGGAGCACUACCCCAUGACCAAGGAGUUCGAUAACGUCCUCUCAGUCGGGAAUCUGGUGUUUACAGGAAUCUUCACAGCAGAGAUGUGCCUAAAGGUCAUCGCCCUGGACCCAUACUACUACUUCCAGCAGGGUUGGAACAUCUUCGACGGCAUCAUUGUCAGUCUCAGUCUGAUGGAGCUGGGCUUGGCCAACGUGGAAGGCUUGUCUGUUCUCAGGUCCUUUCGAUUGCUGAGGGUCUUUAAGCUGGCUAAAUCGUGGCCUACGCUCAACAUGCUGAUCAAGAUCAUCGGCAACUCUGUCGGCGCCUUGGGAAACCUGACCCUCGUUCUGGCCAUCAUCGUGUUCAUCUUCGCUGUCGUGGGCAUGCAGCUGUUUGGAAAGAGCUACAAGGAGUGCGUGUGCAAGAUUUCUGAUGACUGUGAGCUUCCACGCUGGCACAUGCACGACUUCUUUCACUCUUUCCUCAUCGUGUUCCGGGUGCUGUGCGGGGAAUGGAUCGAGACCAUGUGGGACUGCAUGGAGGUGGCAGGGCAGAGCAUGUGUUUAAUCGUCUUCAUGAUGGUCAUGGUCAUAGGAAACCUUGUGGUCCUGAACCUCUUCCUGGCUCUCCUCUUGAGCUCCUUCAGCGCUGACAACCUAGCAGCGACAGACGAGGACAGUGAGAUGAACAACCUCCAGAUCGCCGUUGGUCGCAUCCAGCGGGGCAUUGCCUACAUCAAAUCCAAAUUGCAACAAUUCUUCUUGAGCCUCUGCUUUGGCCGUGGCAAGGGCUCUGGUCUGGCUGAGGAAAGCAAACCUCUGGAUGAGCUUCACAGUAACGGGAAGGGCAACUGCAUUUCCAACCACACCUUACUGGAGAUCACCAAGGAUGCCAGUGGGGUGUACACCAUGGAGGGCAACGGGAGGCCCGGAGGAGGGCUGGUGGUUGCAGUAGGUGGGGACACGGUGGGAAAGUACCCGAUGGAGGAAUGUGACUACAUGUCGUUUAUUCACAACCCCAGCCUGACGGUGACGGUGCCCAUUGCUGUCGGCGAGUCGGACUUUGAGAACCUAAACACAGAAGAUUUCAGCAGCGACUCGUCUGAUCUGGAGGGUAGCAAAGAGAAGCUUGACGUAGACCCUCAGCCUCUGAGCUCCUCAGAAGGGAGCACAGUAGAUAUCCGACCCCCAGGAGAUGGUGCUGAGUCAGUGGAGCUGGAGCCAGAGGAGUCAUUGGAUCCAGAAGCCUGCUUCACAGAAGGCCUUCGAGGACGUUGACAUUGAACGACGACGAACAAUCAAAACAGUCCUGGAGUACGCAGACAAGGUCUUCACAUACGUCUUUAUCCUGGAGAUGUUGCUGAAGUGGGUGGCAUACGGCUUCGUCAAAUACUUCACCAACGCUUGGUGCUGGCUGGACUUCCUGAUUGUAGAUGUGUCCUUGGUGAGCCUCGUAGCAAAUGCUCUGGGCUACUCUGAGCUCAGUGCCAUCAAAACUCUGAGGACACUGCGAGCCCUCCGGCCACUGAGGGCCCUGUCUCGGUUCGAGGGCAUGAGGGUGGUGGUGAACGCGCUCCUAGGGGCCAUCCCCUCUAUCAUGAAUGUCCUCCUGGUUUGCCUCAUCUUCUGGCUCAUCUUUAGCAUCAUGGGUGUCAACCUGUUUGCUGGGAAGUACUACUACUGCGUCAACACAACCACGGACGAGCUCUUCCCCAUCAACAUUGUCAACAACAAGUCUGACUGCCUGAGUCUGGUUAAUGACAGUGCACGCUGGAAGAACGUCAAGAUCAACUUCGACAAUGUUGGGGCGGGGUACCUGGCUCUGCUGCAAGUGGCAACAUUUAAAGGUUGGAUGGACAUCAUGUAUGCAGCUGUGGACUCACGAAACGUGGAGGACCAGCCUGCGUAUGAAGUCAACUUGUACAUGUACUUGUACUUUGUCAUCUUCAUCAUCUUCGGAUCUUUCUUCACCCUGAACCUGUUUAUCGGUGUCAUCAUCGACAACUUCAACCAGCAGAAGAAAAAGUUCGGAGGUCAAGACAUCUUCAUGACAGAAGAACAGAAGAAAUACUACAAUGCCAUGAAGAAACUUGGUUCCAAGAAACCACAGAAGCCUAUUCCUCGGCCAACGAAUGAGUUUCAAGGCUUUGUGUUUGACUUCAUCACUAAGCAGGCGUUUGACAUUGUUAUCAUGAUCCUAAUCUGCCUUAACAUGGUGACCAUGAUGGUAGAGACCGAUGACCAGACAGAAGAGACGGACAGAAUCCUUUACUGGAUCAACCUGGUCUUUAUUGUUCUUUUCACUGGGGAGUGUGCACUCAAGAUGAUCUCAUUGCGUCACUAUUACUUCACGAUUGGCUGGAACAUAUUUGACUUUGUGGUAGUGAUCCUUUCAAUAGUAGGUAUGUUUUUAUCUGAAGUCAUCGAGAAGUACUUUGUGUCUCCGACGCUGUUCCGAGUUAUCCGACUCGCCCGGAUCGGUCGUAUUCUUCGCCUUAUCAAAGGUGCCAAGGGCAUCCGGACGCUCCUCUUUGCCUUGAUGAUGUCGCUCCCUGCCCUGUUCAACAUUGGCCUCCUUCUCUUCCUGGUCAUGUUCAUCUAUGCCAUCUUCGCCAUGUCCAACUUUGCAUAUGUCAAGAGAGAAGCAGGGAUUGAUGAUAUGUUCAAUUUUGAAACCUUCGGGAACAGCAUGAUCUGUUUGUUUCAGAUCACAACCUCAGCCGGAUGGGAUGGCCUGUUGGCACCCAUACUGAACAAGAGGGAGCCUGACUGUGACAGCCAGAUGGAGCACCCAGGAAACAACUACAAAGGCAACUGUGGUAACCCAUCGGUGGGAAUCUUUUUCUUUGUCAGCUACAUCAUCAUCUGCUUUCUGAUUGUGGUGAACAUGUACAUUGCCGUCAUUUUGGAGAACUUCAGCGUGGCUACCGAGGAAAGCGCUGAGCCGCUCAGCGAAGACGAUUUUGAGAUGUUCUAUGAAGUGUGGGAACGCUUUGAUCCUGAUGCCACUCAGUUUGUGGAAUACAGCAAACUCUCUGACUUUGCAGAUGCUCUAGACCCACCGCUACGCAUUCCCAAGCCUAACAUGACCCAACUCAUCACCAUGGACCUGCCGAUGGUGAGCGGUGAGCGGAUCCAUUGCCUUGACAUCUUGUUUGCCUUUACCAAGAGGGUGUUGGGUGAAGGUGGUGAGAUGGACAUGCUACGUGGGCAGAUGGAGGAGCGCUUCAUGGCCUCCAACCCCUCAAAGGUUUCCUACGAACCCAUUACCACCACCCUGCGCCGCAAACAGGAGGAGACGUCAGUCAUAGUAAUCCAGAGAGCCUUCCGCCGCCACAUGAUACGCCAGGCCAUGAAAAAGGCCUCUGCCCUAUACAAGGAGCAGUUAAAGGAGGGUGUCCGUGACCCAGACAAGGACGUGAUGGUCAUUAGCAAGUUCAAUGAGAACUCCACCUCAGAUAAAACAGACAUGACUCCAUCCACAGCCUCCCCACCCUCCUACAACAGCGUGACCAAGUCAGACAAAGACAAAUACGAAAAGGAAAACAGAGAAAAGGAAAACAAAGGGAAAGACUUAAAAGACAGAAAGAAGUAGACUUCUCAAAAAAAGAACAAAAAAUGCAUCAGAUAUAAGGGAAAUUUGUUUACAGCUUCUAGAGUUGGUAGAUAGAUGUGCGCUUGUGUGUCGGUUAUUCAGAGACGAGGAAUGCUGUGCCUGGAAGGGCUGAAAAAGGGAGCACAUUCAUGACCAGUAUGUGGGUCCUUCCCAGAGGGGGGGUGGAAGCAAGUUACCCAGCAAGACACUGCCAGAGGUUGAGUGAAACGUGGAGCAGCCUCUAUUCAAAACGCUUGUGGUGUUUCUGUUUGGUUGUCGUUACUAUCUGACACACUUGAGUGUACUGUUAAUUUGUCUGUAGCUAGUGGUUGCUGCUACUACUUUCAAUCCAGUGUCUUGAAUUUAAAAACUGCUGUAUGACUUAACAGUUUUUCUGCAUAAUUUUAGUUUGUUUUUGUUUUUAUUUCUUUUUUUAUGAAACAGAAUGUUUUCUACUUUUUUUUUUCAUCACUUUUGAGAAUGUGUCUACUUUCAAUGUUGUACAAUCACCAAGGGCAGAAAAGUCGAUGCUGGAAACCACAACCUCCUGAAACUCGUACAGAACCAGGUCAGUACUGGAAUGCUCGUGGCUCAUACUGUAUAUGAAGCUGAAACAUGCCUCUGAAGUGCAAUGAACAAAUACCUUGUAAUCACUGGUGUUUUGGGCUUCCAUCUGGACUGCCAGGUUCUGGUUUGAGUGAAAACCAACAAAAAUGUGUCUCCAAAUGCAGAGAAGCUGAAUGUAUGCAAGCUGGAGAAAUGAGACACGUCUGAAGAAACUUGGGAAACGCUCUUGGUUGCUUUUUUGCCAAGAUUUCGAUGACACCAUUGGCACCACUCUUGUGCCAGCUUGAUUGGUUAAAGGCAGCAGUUUUUAAUUCUUAGGAGUAGUGUAGGAAUGUACCGACCUCAGUCCUGCAGAUUCACAACCUAAAGUCAGACUUGAUCUGAUCAGAGUCAGUGCCUGUUUUUACCCUCAACCUAAAUUCUGCUUAAUGCUCGUUUUCAGCUCAGCUCACGGUAAGUCAUAACUACACGCCACUCCCUAAAAAUGUUAUUUUCUAGUUUUCUAAAAUCCUUUGCCUCAUAAAUUGGACUGUUUGACCUGUUGCAGUAACAAAUUAACUUCACGCAAUUCUUGUGAGGAUUCCCCUAUCUGCUUGAUGAGUGCUGUCUGUCAGAUAAUUUAUAUUUGUGCUUUUAAUUUGGAGAUUAAAGAAUGAUUGGAGUGUUGCACCCUUUCUCACCUUCAGUAAUCAUUUUAUUUGUGUAGACAAAAAAAUAAAUGAAAUAGAAAACCAAAAAGCAGUUAAGUCAGUAAAUGAGGAUGCUUCCUUAGCAUUGCUAAUGCUAAUGCUUGUUAGUUAGCCCGCUGACUUUUAACAAUUUAAACAUUCAGGCAAAUUGUCUCAAUGCAGAUAUAGUAGAGGUAAAAAUUGUGAGCUGAACCAAUUUCUUUCAUCUAGAAAUGUCAACAUCUUUUUCUAAACAUGUUUUGCUAACAAGUCCCUUGCUAGCAGAUCAUUAAACACGUUUUGUCUGCAAUAUCAGGUAAAAGUUGCGGUAAAUACAUUUGAGAACAAGAAACAAAUACACCAAUCAGACAUUAAUGAAGAACAAUGGUUACAGGGUUAGGCAACAUGGCAACAAAUGUUUUUUAGCUGAAAAUUAGCUGCAUUAUGCUAAUAUGCUAACAACAGCCAGGGAUCAGCGUGAACUGUGCAACCACAAAAUUAAAGUUAUGCUGACAAAAUAAGAGCUAAACAUGUCUUAAGCUAUACUCACUUUCUUUUUGUGAAUACACACUUCAGUGAUCGGGCCCUGAGUGUGUCACAUCUAAAAUGGUCCGUGUGGAAACAGUUCACUCUUUUCAGUCUUGCUAACAGAUUGAACGGGAAGAUGACAGCUCCAUCUUAUACCCUCAUUUUGCUCAUCCCUAAACAAAUAUAGUUAAUUUUCUUUUAUUUUAAAAAGAAAAUAUUCACAAAAAUACCUCAUUUGGAGAACAUUUCACUGUGCCGUUGCAGGAGUGGUAUUAAUAUUCUCGUCUAACUCUUGGCAGCAAAGUUAAGCAGUGAUUUUCCCAAAACUCCGACUCUCACAGUGACACUCCAACCUGCUGGUUCAUCUGCUGAUGUUGUGUUGCGGUGUCUCCUGCAUUCGCUGUGCUCCCCUUUAUCCUCCACACGCCUCCCCUGCACCUCCUCCUCUCCACGUCCCACAAAGCUCCUGUAAAGAAAAUGUCUUAAAUAUAAAAAGAAACUGAGUCUUUCUAACCGCUUCACAGAGCUAGAACACGACAAUAUAUCACAUAUAGAGGCUGUAAUAUCACAGAUGUUUGUAUGCCAUUCAUGUUGUUUAAAUUGAGAAGCGAGUGGUUUUAACGUAGUGGUUCGGUUUGUAAAUAUUAUAGCUAUUUGGGCCCACAGUAUGCAUCACACUUACAUUUGAUGUAAGAGCACUUUUUAUCCCCACUGCUAUGUAAUACCAUGUGUGUGUGUGUGUGUGUGUGUGUGCCAGGGAAAGGAGUGUUUGUUCAUGAGAAUCCAUCCUUUUGUUUCCUGAGUGUGUGUUUGUGUCUAACUGGGCUCUUCAGGUUGCUUAUGUCCCACCAAUUAUAAAUAACAUUUUUACUGUAGAUACGAGUGCAUUUUUCCAGUCUUCAGGUCUCAUUUGUUUUUCUAGAGGGUUUUUUUUUCUUCUCUGCACCGUGACACAUGACAAAACACAUGUAUGGUCCCCACGUCUGUAAGAUACACACCAUGAAGCAAUCAGUAGCCAUCUCUCAUCGCGCUUGUAGUGUUUUUUUAGUGAACUGCAUGCAGGAAGUGACUACUGUCCGCUCAUAUCAAAACAUCGUUUUAAAGCCAAAAGAAUAAAGGAAAUAUUUUUUGUAAGUGCUUGUUUAUUUUCUCUUUUUCAUUGUUUUUCCUAAUUCUUUUCAUAAAUAAUGUCAUUUCACAGUGAUGAUUGCUUUGCAGGUUAAACAGGAUCAUUCAUGUGAUUCAGGUUCAUGUUACACUCAACUCUGUGUUUUUGCUAAAUGUGACAAGUGACUUUUCAUUUUUGUUAUAACCAAAGAUGUGGCAACGAAACUCAAAAUCUAGAUUUCCAAAAUAAAACCUAUUUUGGGAAGCAAA